GCCCAGCUCGCAAGUGGUCGCUGUAGGUGGCUGUGCGCCCGCCUGCCAGCCCUCGGGCCCGACGCGUGCGGGAUCAAAGCGGCCGGGAAGGGGCGGGGAGGGGAGGUGGCAGGAACCUGGAGGUGUGAGCGAGCUUCCCAGGGGAUGGCAGGAGCGUGGGAGCGCAGAGUCCCGGGACGCGACAGAGACUCGGAGAGACGACGAGAGAUACCAGAGACUCUAAAGAGCCAGAGGCGGAGAUGCAGACGCCAAGAGACCGGAGAGACGCGGACUCAGAGAUGCGAAGACACGAGACCACUGAGACCCAGAGAGACCCAGGGCUGAAGCUUCUGGAGACCUUGAAAGAACGUGAGUGAUACAGAGAUGGAGAAGCUAAGAGGCACUCAGAGACCCGGAAAGGCGGCGACACAAGAAAGACCCAGACCCACAGACUUAAGAAAAGGAAGCGUACUUGAGAGAGAACGGAAAAUAACAGAGGAAGACAGGUGAGGAAAGAAAACGAGACUGCUGCAUUGGCCGGGAAUCGAACCCGGGCCUCCCGCGUGGCAGGCGAGAAUUCUACCACUGAACCACCAAUGCGCGGCUUGUUGGGCUUGUCACGAUCCAUCUAAAGUUGUAAGAGGUUGAGGAGAACCCGGCUAGGCAACGGCGGAGGAGGCCAGGGAACUGGUCCCGAAUGGUUGACGUGGGUGGAGCGCCAGGUCAUUCUUCCUCCCGUCCAGAUCCGGCCACCGGGCCAUAAAGCUGCCCCAUAUGGCCAGGGGCGGCCCCACACCCGGGUGCGAACAGCCCGGGCCCCCCAGCCUCGCGUGCAGUAAAACUGCCUGCUCCCUGCUACCCUCCCGUCACUAGGGACCUCCAGCAGCAAGCAGUGCGGGCACACUUGCGUGAGGUAUGCCAUCAGUCACACUCCUGAAUCUCCUACGACUAGUUUUGAAUCAAAUACUUGUAAGUGGAUAGACCUCUCUACUCUUUGUCUGUGAUUCAAAGACUUGCGUCCUCUGCCUUGAAGUUCCCCCCUCAGUCCAGCCAUUCUCAAGGAGAUCUUUUCCCGGAGCACAUACUUCACUGGGCUUCUGUAAUAGCUACUUCAUGUCACAUGGUCUUUUCCACUAGAUCCUGCAGGGAUAAGCUGGGUCUGUCCUGCAUAACUCACUGUGACUCGCCCAAGCCUAGGCUAGUACCCUGUCCGCACAGUGAGAGCGCAGAUGUAUGGGGACUUGAAUGUAACUAACUUAGAACAGAGCGCCUCUCCCACCUUCCGGGAGAGCUUCGGUUGAGUCGGACGGAUUCACCCAGCACACUCGGGUUGCUCCCUGUCUCGACUAGGAAGCGAACUUCGGAGAAGAUGUAUAAACUUCAGCCUGGGGGCCGACAGGUGCUGACUUCUGUUUCAGGGUUAGUGAGGGUACAGUAAGCCUCCAAGAAAGCUACAAUUCUGGAGGAACUCUGAAUAUCAUCCCCAAGCGAGCUCUGCCCCUAAUAGCCUCCUCUCUUCAGCUGGGUCCUGCCUCCUUAUACAGCCUUACGGUCCGUAACCAGCCAGUGCCCCCUUUCGCUUCUCACUUCCCACACUCCCAGGCCAGUUUCUCUCCUUCCCCUCCCCCCUUCACUCCUCCUCUUUCCGGGAGCCUCGUGCCGGGUCCUAGAAGGGCAGAAUCCGGGUGUCGAAGGGGGCGGGGUCGGGUCCUAUCCCUCCUACUCUGGCGCCGCGGAAUAUAAGACUCCAGGCGAGCAGGGACCCGGUCCACACGAGGGUCCGGAGGAGCAAUGGUCACCCGGGAUCGAGCUGAGAACAGGGACGGCCCCAAGGUGAGAUGCGGGAGGGGAUGGAGCAGAAGUCCCUGGUUUGGCCAGGGGACCGGGGCCCUGACGCCAUCGGUCUGGAGAGAGGCUGGGGACGCAGGGCUGGAAGGAGAGCAGUGCUCCAGGACUCCAGGAGCUAGGAGCUGCAGAGAAAGCUGCAAAGUAUGAAGAAGGGGACAGGGGUCAGAGCCAGACCUGAGUGGGCGGCGGAAACAGAGGUCUAGGGGCCACGGUGAUGGGGAUCAGCAUCUUGUGGCCUGGAGGGCGUGGGAGGGGGCCGGUGUUGGAGUAAAAUAAGCAAGUAGAGGGCAGAGCCAAGGGAGGAGGGUGGGAACGAAAAGAGAAGAGGAUAGGCACUUGCUUUACGCUGGUUAUGAGCCAGGAGGGGCUGGCCCAAGGCGGUCUUGUAGAGAAGGCCCCGGGGCAUUGGUUCCAGAGGCCCCAGACUGAUGGAAGAUUUUAGGAGAACCAGUCGAGAAGGAUGACGGCCUAGACGGUUUUGAGGGAGAAGAGGAGGCACAGUCGCGCUAGGUAUCUCCCUUUCUAUACUCAGCGCCGCCAGCUCUGAGCCCGGCAUCGUGCGGCCCACGUGCCUGCGCGCAGAGGGUCCCCAAAGUUCUCCACUGAGACAGAGAGAGAUUGCCCGAGACCGAGACGUAGAGAGGAAAGAGGAGAGACACAGAGAGGGGAGGAGGGAGGACGAGACUGAGAGAGGAGAAUGCGAAGACUCGGGGAGGCGAGCUACAGAAACUGAUCUGAUCUAGGGGCAUUGGGAGGGGGAGCGGAGAGGGAUUGAAUGGAGCCGGCCCUAGGCAAUCUGGGGUAUGGGGGUCGGGGUGGAAGCCGGGCUCUCCCAGCGGCGGGAUCCGACGCCGGCGCGGCUGCGCUGAGUCUCGGUCGGGUCGGCCCGCUCUCCUUUUCCCGCUGGUCCCAGAUGCUGAAGCCGCUUGUGGAGAAGCGGCGCCGGGACCGCAUCAACCGCAGCCUGGAAGAGCUGAGGCUGCUGCUGCUGGAGCGGACCCGGGACCAGAACCUCCGGAACCCGAAGCUGGAGAAAGCGGAGAUACUGGAGUUCGCCGUGGGCUACUUGAGGGAGCGAAGCCGGGUGGAGCCCCCGGGGGUUCCCCGGUCCCCAGUCCAGGACGUCGAGGCGCUCGCCAGCUGCUACUUGUCCGGUUUCCGCGAAUGCCUGCUUCGCUUGGCGGCCUUCGCGCACGACGCCAGCCCGGCAGCCCGCGCCCAGCUCUUCUCCGCGCUGCAUGGCUACCUGCGCCCCAAACCGCCCCGGCCCGAGCCGGUAGAUCCGAGGCCUCCAGCGCCUCGCCCAUCCCUGGACCCCGCCGCACCGGCCCUUGGCCCCGCGCUGCACCAGCGCCCCCCAGUGCAUCAGGGCCCCCCUAGCCCGCGCUGCGCAUGGUCCCCAUCCCUCUGCUCCCCCCGCGCCGGGGAUUCUGGCGCGCCGGCGCCCCUCACCGGACUGCUGCCGCCGCCACCACCGCCGCCUCACAGACAAGACGGGGCGCCCAAGGCCCCGCCGCCCCCGCCGCCCGCUUUCUGGAGACCUUGGCCCUGAGCCUUGGGGGUGUGGGGGUGUGGGGUCUAGGGGUGGAGUAGAGACUCCAGCCCGAGGGCAGCAGAGGGACCCGGGCGUCCGGAAGAGCAGGAGGGCGGCGGGGCGCGCGGGCUCAGCGCGCGAGUGAGAUGUGGUCUAUAUUAGAGUGUCUAUAUAAAUAUAUAUUUCCCUGGUUCCUGUCCCUUUUCCCUGCCCUAACUUCUCCCUUGCGUCUAGGAUUGUACUCUCUCUGCCCCCAGCCCAGUCCUAGUCCCUUCCCGAGUCCCUAGUGCAUGGAAUAAAGUGGUUAUUAAAUCCCCGUGUGUCCCGGAGCCAGGGGCCUGCCUUUAUCUCGACGUCCACGCCCACUUUCCCUUCCCUUCUGUCUCCCACCCUCAGUCCUGCUCUCCAUGGCCCAAGCCCCGGGGCAGACAGGUAAGUAAAGAAGAGAGCAGAGGGGGGACUGAGAUCGAAAUUGAAACCAGGUGGAAAAAGAGAGAGAUAGGGUAGGGGGAGAAGGGAUGGCGGCCUUUGAGCAAAAAACGGAAAAAAAAGAAAAAUUGAAAUAAAAUCGACUCUGGUGGGAUUCGAACCCACAACCUUUGAAUUGCUCCAUUCGUCACUAGAAGUCCAAUGCGCUAUCCAUUGCGCCACAGAGCCAACCGGCAGUCGGCGGCGUUUUGUAGCUUACGGGUACUAGAAUAGGAAAGGGCAGGGUGGGGGAGUGGGGGUAAGGGACUUGGGUGGGACGUGCCAGGAGCGCGCGGUUUGGAUCUCAGAGGCCAAACCAGGUAGAGGUAGCGAGCGCAAAGCAGGUUAGCCAGGUGAAAGAGAGGGCGCAUAUAGGUCGAAAAAAUAGGGAGGUAGAGCACCCGAAAAUGAGUGAGCGAGCGAGUGUAGAGCUCCGGCUGCCCACUUGGGGGGGUGCUUCCGGCUCAGGCGCACCCCACUCCCAGAUGUAGUCUCACCCAAAUAAACUAGUUUUGUUGUAAA
Cebus imitator (Panamanian white-faced capuchin) is the source of this 4351-nucleotide messenger RNA. RefSeq names its product hes family bHLH transcription factor 7 (gene HES7). Gene Ontology annotation, biological process: regulation of neurogenesis; regulation of transcription by RNA polymerase II; anterior/posterior pattern specification. The record is from RefSeq and is a predicted model, not a curated record. Bases 2603 to 3379 code for a protein of 258 amino acids. Gene Ontology annotation, cellular component: nucleus. NCBI's taxonomy places the organism in Eukaryota, Metazoa, Chordata, Mammalia, Primates, Cebidae. The transcript has 5 exons. Gene Ontology annotation, molecular function: DNA-binding transcription factor activity, RNA polymerase II-specific; RNA polymerase II cis-regulatory region sequence-specific DNA binding; protein dimerization activity.